Hibiscus syriacus is the source of this 573-nucleotide messenger RNA. RefSeq lists its product as uncharacterized. Lineage: Eukaryota; Viridiplantae; Streptophyta; Magnoliopsida; Malvales; Malvaceae. The record is from RefSeq and is a predicted model, not a curated record. The transcript is spliced from 2 exons. The coding region runs from base 178 to 573 and encodes 131 amino acids.
CCACUGUAAUUCUUUCAUAACUAAUGGUUUCGUUUCAUAUAUAAUACACAAAGGAUCAAAGUCGUUUUCUGCUCUUGUUCUUCGAUAGGUGAUAAAGGGAUCAAAAUUGUUUGCAACAAUUUCUUAUUGUUAUGAAUCUAAAGCAGCAAGACCACUGAUCAUGAAUCUCGACGUUCAAUGGAAAUUAAUAAUGUGGCGUAUGUGAGAAUAAAAGAAGACGAAACAGGAGCAGAACAACUCAAACAAGAACAAGAACAGGGUGAAGAAGAAAAUUCUUGCGAUUCCCAAGUUGAGUUACCUUUUCAGGAAGAACCCUUACCUCAAAUCCCUACCAACGAGAAAUCAUGGAAUCGGCUACUCAAGUUGAUCGCAGUUGGCAUCUCUUCGGUCAUUGUGGUCAUAGUUGCAAUUAAAUGGAUUGGACCCUUUGUGUUGAAAAAGGUGGUUGUCCCGGCUUUACAAUGGGAGGCGCAUGCUUUCAACUCGAGCGAGAUAAUAAGUGUAAUCUUAGUUACAUUAGCUGUAUUUCCAACCAUAUGUUUUCCAUCUAUACUGUUGUGGAAUUCGGGUUAA